Messenger RNA from Pipistrellus kuhlii (Kuhl's pipistrelle), 6056 nucleotides. RefSeq names its product EPH receptor A7 (gene EPHA7). The record is from RefSeq and is a predicted model, not a curated record. NCBI's taxonomy places the organism in Eukaryota, Metazoa, Chordata, Mammalia, Chiroptera, Vespertilionidae. Gene Ontology annotation, cellular component: plasma membrane; neuron projection. Bases 309 to 3305 code for a protein of 998 amino acids. The transcript is spliced from 17 exons. Gene Ontology annotation, biological process: axon guidance; cell surface receptor protein tyrosine kinase signaling pathway; protein phosphorylation. Gene Ontology annotation, molecular function: ATP binding; protein binding; transmembrane-ephrin receptor activity.
CGGAGCCCCGCCCCCGCCCCCCUAAUUGAUAUUAUUGGAGUGUGGAGCGGGCGGCGGGUCUGCAGUCGGAGACUUGCAGGCAGUGGAAACGGUGCGAGCGAUCAGGAGGGGGACGUUUCUUUUUUUAAAAAAAAAGCUUAAACGUGGAGCCGGAGCCGUCACCUGGAGAUCGAGAAGGGGAAUCGAUGCAAGAAGAGCAAUAAAAAGGAAAAAAAAGAAAGAAGAAAAGCAAAGAACCCACUCGGAGCAAACAGCGUUUCAAAAGCUGCGACUCCACCGAAAGCUGACAUAAAACCUGCUCGUGCACCAUGGUUUUGCAAACUCGGAGCCCUUCGUGGAUUAUCGUAUGCUCCAUCUGGCUGCUCCGCUUUGCACACACCGGGGAGGCGCAAGCUGUAAAGGAAGUACUACUGCUGGAUUCUAAAGCACAACAAACAGAAUUGGAAUGGAUUUCCUCUCCACCAAAUGGGUGGGAAGAAAUCAGUGGUUUGGAUGAGAACUACACCCCAAUACGAACAUACCAGGUGUGCCAGGUCAUGGAGCCCAACCAAAACAACUGGCUGCGGACUAACUGGAUUUCGAAAGGCAACGCACAAAGGAUUUUUGUAGAAUUGAAAUUCACCCUGAGGGAUUGUAACAGUCUUCCUGGAGUGUUGGGAACGUGCAAGGAAACCUUUAAUUUGUACUAUUACGAGACAGACUACGACACUGGCAGGAAUAUCAGAGAAAACCUCUAUGUAAAGAUAGACACCAUUGCUGCCGAUGAAAGUUUCACCCAAGGUGACCUUGGUGAGAGAAAGAUGAAGCUUAACACUGAGGUGAGAGAGAUUGGACCUUUGUCCAAAAAGGGAUUCUAUCUUGCCUUUCAGGAUGUAGGGGCUUGCAUAGCUUUGGUUUCGGUCAAGGUGUACUACAAGAAGUGCUGGUCCAUUAUUGAGAACUUAGCUAUCUUUCCAGAUACAGUGACUGGUUCAGAAUUUUCCUCUUUAGUUGAGGUUCGAGGGACGUGUGUCAGCAGUGCAGAGGAAGAGGCGGAAAACUCCCCCAGGAUGCACUGCAGUGCAGAAGGAGAAUGGUUAGUGCCCAUUGGAAAAUGUAUCUGCAAAGCAGGCUACCAGCAGAAGGGGGACACAUGUGAACCCUGUGGCCGCGGGUUCUACAAAUCUUCCUCUCAAGACCUUCAGUGCUCUCGCUGCCCAACUCACAGUUUUUCUGAUAAAGAAGGUUCUUCAAGAUGUGAAUGUGAGGAUGGAUAUUAUAGGGCUCCAUCUGACCCACCAUAUGUUGCAUGCACAAGGCCUCCAUCUGCACCACAGAACCUCAUUUUCAACAUCAACCAAACCACAGUCAGCUUGGAAUGGAGUCCUCCUGCGGACAACGGGGGAAGGAACGACGUGACCUACAGGAUACUGUGCAAGCGGUGCAGUUGGGAGCAGGGCGAGUGCGUUCCUUGUGGGAGUAACAUCGGCUACAUGCCCCAGCAGAGUGGCUUAGAGGAUAACUAUGUCACUGUCAUGGACCUGCUGGCCCACGCCAAUUACACUUUUGAGGUUGAAGCUGUGAAUGGAGUUUCUGACUUAAGCCGAUCCCAGAGGCUCUUCGCUGCUGUCAGUGUCACCACUGGCCAAGCAGCUCCCUCGCAGGUGAGCGGAGUCAUGAAGGAGCGGGUGCUACAGCGGAGCGUGGAGCUUUCCUGGCAGGAGCCAGAGCAUCCCAACGGAGUCAUCACCGAGUACGAAAUCAAGUAUUACGAGAAAGAUCAAAGGGAACGUACCUACUCGACAGUAAAAACCAAGUCCACCUCAGCUUCCAUUAAUAACCUGAAGCCAGGAACAGUGUAUGUCUUCCAGAUUCGGGCUUUUACCGCCGCUGGCUAUGGAAACUACAGCCCCAGACUCGAUGUGGCUACGCUAGAGGAAGCUACAGGUAAAAUGUUUGAAGCCACAGCCGUGUCCAGUGAGCAGAAUCCUGUCAUCAUCAUCGCUGUGGUCGCAGUGGCAGGGACCAUCAUCCUGGUGUUCAUGGUCUUUGGUUUCAUCAUUGGGAGAAGGCACUGUGGUUAUAGCAAAGCUGACCAAGAAGGGGAUGAAGAGCUUUACUUUCAUUUUAAAUUUCCAGGCACCAAAACCUACAUUGACCCUGAAACCUAUGAGGACCCAAAUAGAGCUGUCCAUCAAUUCGCCAAGGAGCUAGAUGCCUCCUGUAUUAAAAUUGAGCGUGUGAUUGGUGCAGGAGAAUUUGGAGAAGUAUGCAGUGGCCGUUUGAAGCUUCCAGGGAAACGAGAUGUCGCCGUGGCCAUCAAAACCCUGAAAGUUGGGUACACGGAAAAGCAAAGGAGGGACUUUCUGUGCGAAGCCAGCAUCAUGGGGCAGUUCGACCACCCAAACGUUGUCCAUUUGGAGGGAGUUGUUACAAGAGGGAAACCUGUCAUGAUUGUAAUAGAAUUCAUGGAAAAUGGAUCUCUAGAUGCAUUUCUCAGGAAACACGACGGGCAAUUUACAGUCAUUCAGUUAGUGGGGAUGCUGAGAGGAAUUGCUGCUGGAAUGAGAUAUUUGGCUGAUAUGGGAUACGUUCACAGGGACCUUGCAGCUCGCAAUAUUCUUGUCAACAGCAAUCUUGUGUGUAAAGUGUCAGAUUUUGGCCUUUCCCGGGUUAUAGAGGACGAUCCAGAAGCUGUCUAUACAACAACUGGUGGGAAAAUUCCAGUAAGGUGGACAGCACCUGAAGCCAUCCAGUACCGGAAGUUCACAUCAGCCAGUGAUGUAUGGAGCUAUGGAAUCGUCAUGUGGGAAGUUAUGUCUUAUGGAGAGAGACCUUACUGGGACAUGUCAAAUCAAGAUGUUAUAAAAGCGAUAGAAGAAGGCUACCGCUUGCCGGCGCCCAUGGACUGCCCCGCGGGCCUGCACCAGCUCAUGCUGGACUGCUGGCAGAAGGAACGCUCCGAAAGGCCCAAGUUCGAGCAGAUAGUUGGAAUCCUGGACAAAAUGAUUCGGAACCCAAGCAGUCUGAAAACGCCCUUGGGAACCUGCAGUAGGCCCAUAAGCCCUCUUCUGGAUCAAAACACUCCCGACUUCACUACAUUUUGCUCGGUUGGAGAAUGGCUACAAGCUAUUAAAAUGGAAAGAUAUAAAGAUAACUUCACAGCAGCUGGCUACAACUCCCUUGAAUCAGUUGCCAGAAUGACAAUUGAGGACGUGAUGAGUUUAGGGAUCACACUGGUUGGCCAUCAAAAGAAAAUCAUGAGCAGCAUUCAGACUAUGAGAGCACAAAUGCUACAUUUACACGGAACCGGAAUCCAAGUGUGAUAAGCGUUUCUCCCUUCUGAGGGAGAGAGAGUGGACUGAGAGAACAGUGCUGGCCUUCAGUGUGUGCGUAGAAUGCUGCUAGAAGACAGUUGAUGUCCUGGGUCCUUCCUACAGUGAAGACGAGAUUUAAGAAGCACCUAUAGACUUGAACUCCUAAGUGCCACCAGAGUAUAUAAAAAGGGAAUUUAGGAUCCACCGCUGGUGGCCAGGAAAACAGCAGUGACAAUAAACAAAGUACUACCUGAAACAUCCAAACACCUUGAGCUCUCUAACCUCCUUUUUAUCUUAUAGACUUUUUAAAAUGUACAUAAAGAAUUUAAGAAAGAAUAUAUUUGUCAAAUAAAAUCAUGAUCUUAUUGUUAAAAUCAAUGAAAUAUUUUCCUUAAAUAUGUGAUUUCAGACUAUUCCUUUUUAAAAUCAUGUUUAUUCUCCAUAAGGACUUUGUUUUAGAAAGUUGUUUAUAGCUUUGGACCUUUUUAGUGUUAUCUAGGACAUAUUACUACACUGGGUACUUUUGAAAGAAUUUCAAACUUAAAAAAACAAAACAUAGCAAGAUGAUAGAUAUCUCUAUCUGAACAUUGGUAUCCUUUUCUGUGCCGUUUUAUUUGUUUAAUCAGUGCUGUUUUGAUAUGGUUUGCUAAUUGGCAGGUAGUCAAGAAAAUUCAAGUUGCCAAGAGUGCUGAUAUUUUUUUAAAAGAUUUUUUUUUUUUUUUUUUGUAAAGAGCAGUCAACACUAUCUUUUCAAUGAAAAAAAAAAGCAAUAAUGAUCCAUAAAUACUAUAAGGCACUUUUAACUGAUUGUUUAUGGAGGGAUUUUAGUAGACAGAAUUUACUAAAAAAAAUAAAAUAAAAAUCACAAAACUCAAAUUACAGGAUUUUGAUGGUAAAAAAGGUAUGAGACACACUUCACCUAAAGAAUCUUGGUGAAGGCAAUCUCUGAGAGCAAGAACUAUCCAGUGUUAUCUAAAUAGUGUGAGCACAUGAAGAUUUUUUUUUUUCAAUAUCAUGCCAUUAGGGAAUUUAGGAGAAAUAGUUGGCCUACAUUUUAUAUCCUGUUCUGUUUAAUGCAGUCCAAACACAAGAGGAAAGAAUUAUGUUUUAUAUUAUUGAAUAGAACUCGUUUUACAUGUGAAGCAUGACACAAGGGGCAGUUCACAAUUUUCACCUUGCAAAACAAAGUUGCUACACAGGAUAUCGGCAGCGCAGUUACAGAAAAGAAAAAUUAUUUUAUUGGUGAACACUGAUAUGAGAAACCUAAGUGAAAGAAUACUUUUGACCAUGGAAGAAAGAGGUGAAGGAUCUGACCUUUUGGUUUUGUUUUUUUUUUAAGCUUUAUUUAUUAUUCCAUAUUAUUUGAUUACGUGUUAGAAUUUCACAAGCAAUAAUUAAAUGUGUCUUUAUAGCUAUUUCAGGAAUGUAUACAUAUUGUGAGUACUGCUUUCAAAAGUUAUGAAAAUCAUGAACUACCCCAGAAUUGAGCUGUUGUACUUCCAAAGAGAAUUGGGCUGUUUGUAAUGAUUUUACUAGAGGAAGAUCCCAGGGAUCGGUCACAAUUGGUCUUGUUUGAUAAUGUGGGCAGCCACGAGCAAGCAAACACGAGAAACAAAUCCUGUAAAUGUUCCUUUGUAAAACUUGUACAUUUUAUUUAUACUGUCUUGUUUUGUACACACAUUUCUCUGUAGUGGGCUCUGAAUACAUUGAAAAUGCACUAUAUUUUUCUAUUUUACUUGCAGAGCAUCACAAAAGAACAGGUAUUUUCAGUGCUACAUAAUGUGUUUUCCCACAUUUAGGACCAAAGAUGGCUAUAGAAACAUUUCAAAUGGAUUGCUUCCCAAACCCCUCCCUCCCCUCCCCCCCCCCUCUUUUAAGUCACUGUACAGUGUUAUUUGAUAUUUUAAUUUAUUUUUUUGAUUGACUAGAGAAAUCAUUUUAAUUUCACUAAAAUGUUUUUUGUCCCUAAGGAAAAAUAAUCUGUAAAAUAAGCUUAAUUAGCAUAAUAUAGUCACCUAGACACUUCCAUUUGUAAUCUUUGUAAUAGACUGUAAAUAUAUUUUUGGAACUAUGACACAAUGUGCUUGAGGGUUAUUUUUCAGUGUCUGCAGUGUAUACAAGUGUUUAUACUCAGUACAGCACUUUACAACUCUAAUCAGUAGCAUUGGCCUUUGUGAGAAUGAAUGAAAGAGUUGGGAGUGAGUGUUCUUAAUUCCGUUUGGAUUCUAGACUCACUGAUAAUGAAGUUCUUUUCUUGUUCAUAGCUUAAGGUGCUUAUUUUUUCUAUUAAAAUUAAAUUAACAAAAAGCCAUUCUAGAAAUAGAAGACAUAGUAUGGAACAUGCAAACGGUGUCUUUCCUGCUUUUUCUAGCACUAGAUUUGUAGUUGAGUAGUCUUUCUUGAGUAGAAGGGCAGAAGAAAAGUUUUUUUGAGGUUUUUUUUCAAAAAUAACUUUUUCCUUCAGCAAUAUACCUCAUCUGCCUUAAAUUUUUUACAGCUCUUUACAGGGAAAGGGGAGAAGGGAUGGGAAAGACACACAGCACAACAGGAAGUGUAUGAUGACAUCGCUCUCGUAUGUAGAUUUCUUUUCCCAGUCAACACUAUGAUUUUGAAAUACAUGUAUGUGAAAACGAUAGCCAGAGAAAAGGAAUUAACAUUAUAAUGCUGAUUGUAAUACUCUUUUUCCAGAAAGAGAUGAAAAGGUAUAUAACAGUAAGAAUGUACAACUUGCACCUUGAAAUUUUUUUUUUUUUUUUUUUU